This is a messenger RNA of Phacochoerus africanus (Common warthog), 3502 nucleotides long. It is a transcript of the gene FAM110B, whose product is annotated as family with sequence similarity 110 member B. The record is from RefSeq and is a predicted model, not a curated record. The transcript has 6 exons. NCBI's taxonomy places the organism in Eukaryota, Metazoa, Chordata, Mammalia, Artiodactyla, Suidae. The coding region runs from base 968 to 2083 and encodes 371 amino acids.
CUCUGGGCACCGGCACCGCGCUCCGAGUUCCCUCCCUCGCUCUCUGGCGAAGGCAGCCCGAGCCCUCCCACUCUGUGCAGCCCGAGCUGCCGCGGCCGCCGCCAGUCCGGCCCUCGGCCGCCCGCGUCCCGCGCCCCCUCAGCCGUCCCCGUCCUCGCUCCGCCCUCCAGCAGCCCCGGCGGCCCGGCCCUCGUCCCUCGCCGGCCCGGACUCUCCUUCCACGCCGUUCGCCGGAGCUCGGCGCCCUGCUCGGGCCGCACCGCUCGCGGCCCGGAGCGCGGCCGAGUCUCCAGCUGGACCUCCAGGGCACCUAGCCUGUUCCUUCUGAGUCCCAAAUUGGAAGUUAACAGGACUCUCUACAGCCUGAGAGGGAAAUAAAAGGUGCCUUGGGCCUCUGAGAUCCAGCCCGGUUCAGGUGACGCCUUCCCUGGAAAAACACGGCCGUGCAUGAAAUGAAGCGUGUUCAUCAUGUCAUCUGUUUCAUUUGAUCUUGCUUUUGUUACUGUCCCGUGUACCCCAGCGUUCCAUCUGAAAAAUGCGUGCUCCUGGAGAAGGCUGGGCUGAGAUUUCCUACAGCAGAGAGUACUUUAAAAGAGGAAGAGUUCCCUGUAACUUGGGCCUGCCGUGUGUACAGCAUUCGUUCCUCUCUCAACUCUGCCUGCAGUUGAACACAAAGACCUGGGGGAGACUCCCACAUCCUUCGGGGAGGAGAAAGGAGGCGGCGGCAGAGCAGAUUAAAGGAACUUGGGGCUUGUGGCCUUCCCGAGCCGGGCCGCCCGCGAGGGCCGAGGGAAUUAAAGCCCCGGGCCGUGAGAUGAGGCUCUGCUGCCGCCGCCGCCGCCGCUGCUGACACUCAGGUUCCGGACCGUCCGCUGCCCUUUGUGCCGCACGCACAUGUGUCUGUUGGGCGCAUCCGGAGGCGCGCAGACGAGCAUCCACCACGGCCGCCGGGGAGAGAGCGCCCGCCAUGCCCACGGAGAGCCUACAGACAGGUAGCAUGGUGAAGCCGGUCAGCCCCGCCGGCACCUUCACGUCGGCCGUGCCGCUGCGCAUCCUCAACAAGGGGCCCGACUACUUUCGCCGGCAGGCCGAGCCCAACCCCAAGAGACUCAGCGCCGUGGAGCGGCUGGAGGCCGACAAGGCCAAGUAUGUCAAGAGCCAGGAGGUCAUCAACGCCAAGCAGGAGCCUGUGAAGCCGGCCGUGCUGGCCAAGCCCCCAGUGUGCCCGGCCGCCAAGCGCGCGCUCGGCAGCCCCACGCUCAAGGUGCUGGGCGGCGGCGCCAAGCCCGAGGGCGGCGCGCCGCGCGAGACGCUGAAGCUCGAGAUCCUCAAGAACAUCCUCAACAGCUCCGAGGGCUCGAGCGCGGGCUCGGCGCACAAGCACGGCGCGCGGAACUGGCCGGCCGCCCGGGCCGACGCGGCCGAGCUGCACCGGCACUCCUUCGCCGAGUCGCUGCGGCUCUGCCCGACGCCCGGCCGCGGCAGCCCGCAGGAGGGCGGCUCGCACGUGGGCCGGCGCCUGCUCGAGCCGGCCGCCGACGCCGUGCUGCACGUGUCGCACAGCUCCUCGGACAUCCGCAGGGUGGGCGGCAAGCCCCCGAGGGCCGUGGCCUGCAGCAGCUCGGCCCCGCCGCUGCCCCCCAAGCCCAAGGCCGCCGCCGCCGCCCCGGUGGCGCUCAAGUCGCCCGAGGCCGAGGCGGCAGAGCCGGCCUGCGGGGUCAGCCGAAGACCGUCGCUGCAGCGGUCCAAGUCGGACCUGAGCGAUCGGUACUUCCGGGUGGACGCCGACGUGGAGCGCUUCUUCAACUACUGCGGACUGGACCCCGAGGAGCUGGAGAACCUGGGCAUGGAGAACUUCGCCAGGGCCAACUCCGACAUCAUCUCCCUCAACUUCCGCAGCGCCAGCAUGAUCAGCUCGGACUGCGAACAGUCUCAGGACAGUAACAGUGACCUUAGAAACGAUGACAGUGCCAACGACCGGGUGCCCUACGGCAUCUCCGCGAUCGAGCGGAAUGCUCGGAUCAUCAAGUGGUUGUACAGCAUCAAACAAGCUAGAGAGUCACAGAAGGUCUCCCACGUGUAAGAGCGCGCGCGCACGGGGGGAGGGGGGUCUCGGUCCGUGCGUCCGCAGUUGUGAAGGUUGUGAGGUCUCCUUGAAGUGCUGUGAGCUUCUCCACUCUCUUUGUGUUGCUUGCUGUGCAAUGUCUUGCAAGUUGCAUGCCUGCCAACAUGGGGACCGACCUGGCGUCCACGGCAACCAUCGCUGCAGAGCCUGGCUGAACGCGAGUCAUCCACCCCGAGUUCCAGGCCAGAUUCUAAUUAGGGCUUCGAUCUUCAGCAAAACUGUUUACACGAAAACGGUAUACAACUUCUUCGAUAUUUAUGUGGUUCUUGUGUUUUUAUAUCCCGCGCUAUUGUGUCUUAAUUAAAAGUUUUAUCAACUGGCUUUUAAGUGGAGAGUAGUAUCUUUUUGAAAUAAAAAAAGCCAAUUUGCCUACACGUGAGAUGGAAGCAAUGGGAAAAUAAGUGGGAUCCGCCACCGGUCGGAUAUAGUGACUGAUCCCCAACCUGGCUGGGCCUGCUGAGAUAGAAAGCAGGGUGCUGGAUGUUAGGAAUUAGCGUAUUGAAGUCCUCUAGCCAUUUACUUAAGUAAGGGUUGGGGCAACAGUGCCACGUUCGUUUUGUGUCGAUUUGGUGUGUAAAUUGUUGGUGGUUCUGUGUAAUACUGACCCCAAGGAAAGACAAUCAGAUACAACGGAGGUGAUUAAAUCAGGAGGUUGGGUGUUUGGGGCGGAGAUAUUGAUGUUGUUCUGAUUUGGGUUGAUUCAGAAAUUUCUAUUAUUAAUCUUUUGACAGGAAUGGGCACCCUAGAGCUGAUGCUGACUGUCCAUUUUUUUUGGGGGGGGGUUUGGUCAAGAACCAAAUCCACUGAGUUGUCUUCCCACCCCCCCCCACCCCCCACCCUUUGCUGUUGUUUUAUCUGGGAGGGGAGUGGGGCUUGGGUGGUUUGGAACUUUCUCAAGACAUGAAUGCCAACGGAAAUCCCAGCCAUAUCAGUAGAGAGCCUCCUGCUAAAAAGCCAAUUACCUUUGGUAGCUGAACCAUAUCUGAGCAGCGUGACUGUCUCCUGCACGUGUGAGUCCAUCAGGCUGUGGACCUUUGCUUACGGCUGUAGAAACACACCCUGUGUAGUUUUUCCACCCAGUGGUCCCUAAUGCUACCUAUCAGCUUCUUCCCUGUCCUCCAGGUGGUCUAGUUAGCCAUACAUCAGCUGACAGUCCACGGAGCGGGGAGGUCCACCUGCGUGCGGUGCUUGGCUUCCUUGCUCUUGCAGCCACACUCCGGAGCUCUCUGCAGCACUGCCUUAGACUCCAUCAGCUACUAGGACACUUUUUAUGGUGUAAAUGCUGUAACACUUUGUACAUACGUCCAUUGUUCCGAAAUCUUUAAAACAAAAAAAAGGAAAAGUUACUCUAAUAAAUAGCUCUGGUGCAGGCACUAA